Ficedula albicollis (Collared flycatcher) is the source of this 2722-nucleotide messenger RNA. Its product is annotated as protein arginine N-methyltransferase 8. Bases 41 to 1225 code for a protein of 394 amino acids. The record is from RefSeq and is a predicted model, not a curated record. The transcript has 10 exons. Gene Ontology annotation, biological process: peptidyl-arginine methylation. Lineage: Eukaryota; Metazoa; Chordata; Aves; Passeriformes; Muscicapidae. Gene Ontology annotation, molecular function: protein-arginine N-methyltransferase activity. Gene Ontology annotation, cellular component: plasma membrane.
AAACGCCAGCCCCGAAGCCCCAACCCCUUGGCUAGCUCUUAUGGGAAUGAAACACUCCUCCCGCUGCCUGCUCCUAAGGAGGAAAAUGGCGGAGAACGCUGCCGACAGCACCGAGGUUUGCACCAUUCCAUCCCAGCCUCCUCAGCCUACUGUUGUUCCAAAGCCAGUUCAAUCUGUCAUACAUGCUCCACUGCAACCAAGCUGCCCGGGCCGAGGCAAGAUGGCAAAGCUCAUCAAUCCAGAAGAGAUGACAUCCAGGGAUUAUUACUUUGAUUCCUAUGCUCACUUUGGAAUUCAUGAGGAAAUGUUAAAAGAUGAAGUGCGCACAUUAACCUAUAGAAACUCAAUGUAUCACAAUAAACAUGUUUUUAAAGAUAAGAUUGUCCUCGAUGUUGGAAGUGGCACGGGAAUCCUCUCCAUGUUUGCUGCAAAGGCAGGAGCCAAGAAGGUAUAUGGGAUUGAAUGCUCAAGUAUAUCUGACUACUCAGAAAAAAUUAUCAAGGCCAACCACUUGGACAACAUAAUCACAAUAUUUAAAGGUAAAGUGGAAGAAGUCGAAUUGCCUGUGGAUCAAGUAGACAUCAUCAUCAGCGAGUGGAUGGGUUACUGUCUGUUCUAUGAGUCAAUGUUAAACACAGUCAUCUUCGCACGAGACAAGUGGCUGAAACCUGGAGGGCUAAUGUUUCCAGACCGAGCUGCUUUGUACGUGGUAGCAAUUGAAGACAGACAGUACAAGGACUUCAAAAUUCACUGGUGGGAGAAUGUGUACGGCUUUGACAUGACCUGUAUUAGGGAUGUUGCCAUGAAGGAGCCCUUGGUGGACAUAGUAGAUCCAAAGCAAGUGGUGACCAAUGCCUGCUUAAUAAAGGAAGUAGAUAUAUAUACAGUGAAGACUGAAGAACUGGAAUUUACUUCUGCAUUCUGCCUCCAAAUUCAGCGCAAUGAUUACAUUCAUGCCUUGGUCACCUAUUUUAAUAUUGAAUUUACAAAGUGCCACAAGAAGAUGGGAUUUUCUACAGCACCUGAUGCUCCUUAUACUCACUGGAAGCAGACUGUCUUCUACUUGGAGGACUAUUUAACUGUGAGACGAGGAGAAGAAAUUUAUGGGACUAUAUCCAUGAAACCAAAUGCAAAAAAUGUGCGUGACCUGGAUUUCACAGUAGACUUGGAUUUUAAAGGACAGCUAUGUGAAAUGUCAGUAUCUAAUGACUACAAAAUGCGUUAGCAAGAGACCUUUCAGAGAGAUGAAAAGGAGAAUUUUAUCAAGUCUUGAACUGCUGAGCUUCAAGCUAGGAACAACUGUUCACAAGAUUAUUAUAUUAAGUACUAGAAUGUUUACUCUGAUGGAGGGUGGUAGCCUGAUCUUUCUUGCAGAUAGUACAGGGGGCUGGGAUCCCACUGUGAAUGUACAGUAUACAGAACUGUAGCUUUUGUUAAACAUAGGAAAAAAAAAUAAGCAACAGUCUUGAGUGUUCUGGUUAACUUUAGGAUGGCAGAAGAUGCAUACACAAAUUGUAUUACUUACUGUGAAUUUCUGGUUCUUCCAAGCUUUGCAUGUUACAGAUGAUUAGGGCAGUUUUCUCACUAUGAAAGACUACUACAGCACAUUACUGUGAUAGUAUUAUUGGACUUAUAUUCAAUAUAAAUGAAUAUAUAUAUUGUACAUGAGGAAAAAAAAAGUCAUUUCAUAAUAGGAAUUUGUUUUGUGAUUAUUUAAUUCUCAUUAUGCAGUUAUGGAAAGAUAAUGGUGUUACCUCUGGCACUACUCUAGGCAGUGAUAUAUUCCAUUAACUGUCCAAUGUUAUAGCUUUGGUAAAUAUUCCAUGCAAAGUGUAGAUAAGAGCUGGGCAUUUACAGGAAGUUCAAUAACUAUAUUUUUGAAUGUCCUCUGAAAAUGUGGACCAUUAGUUUUGAAAUUCACCUUCACAACUGGAUGUCAGAGCUUUAAAAACAUUCGCUUUUUAUCCUUGAAAAUAUUCUGUGGUGAGUUUUUAUAGCUGGAUUUUGCAUGAGACUUUCAGAAAUCAGACACCUAGUAUUUAAAUGUGAUGAAUGCAAAGUCUCUGAAAUGGUGGAUAAUUCAUGCUUCUUGGCCAUGCCAUAUUUCAGUUCUUUGCAAAAUUCUUAAUACAAAAUAAUUUUUAAAAAAUAGGAUUUAGUGUUACCUUUUGGUGAUGUUUUAGAUAAGUUUUAAAUUGCAAAUACUAUUCUCAAGAGUGCAGUAAUUUGCAGGAGCAAGUCAAUGUCUUUAAAAAAAAGUGUCAAUGGCUUCUAAUAUUACUAAGAUGUCUGUAGCUUUCCUGUCCCCUUGAGUCCCUUGUUUUUCGUACAAAAUCUCCUGCUUAUUGUUAAAAUAUUAAGUGCUUAUAAUUCCUCAUAUGUAUGUAUCAGGUCUUUUUACUAUAUGAAUGUGGGCCAUUUAAUCACAUGUAAUUCAUCAACUACUGCAUCACCAGUCCUAUCUACACAUUUUCCAGUCCGUCUGGCAUUAGGCACUAAAUCAUGUUCUAUCUUGUACUGGAUAAGAUUGACUAGUUUUUUGCCUAAAAAUAUUUUUAAUCACCUGCAAAUAAAGCAUACUUGAAGAUGCAUUUUGCCAGUAUUCGUCAACUUCUCGCUUUUUAGAAACCUAUUUCUAUUGAUUUUCUCUCCACAGAAACUGUACAGUGCCUCCAUUUUCUUACGGUCUAAAGAAUAUGGGCUAGGGAUUCUACCAAAUGGU